AAGAAAGAAAGAAGUAAGGGAUGAUGAAGUUGCGUUACAACUACUCUUUAUUAGCUUUAUUCUUCCAUCGCCCCCACACUCCGACAUCACAUUACCCCCCAUUUCCUCUUUUCAUUUUCAUUUUCUUCAUCUUCUUCCCCUUCCUCUUACAAUGGCAGAAGCUCAAUGCAAAACUCCCUAAUUCCCUUUUUCUCAUUCAUCCCCAUGGCGCCAAUACUUCCCCCAUCUCUCCCCAACAAACUCCUCCCUCUUUUCCUGAUCCUCCUUCUCCACCUCGGCUGCUUCCUCCUCACCACCUCCCCCUCCCCCCGCCCCCGCCCCCGCCCCCGCCGCCGCCCCCGUCCUCCCCCCUCCUGCUUCAAGCCCCGCAACUCCCUAUCCUCCUCAUUCUCCUUUCUCAAACGAAUCUUCUCCUCCAAAACCUGUACCAUGGCAAUCCAGACCGCUCCCCCUCCUUCCACUCCCGCUAGAUCAUCCCAGCACUCCAUCCUCACCCUCGUCCAACCGGAGAUUCCUCCUCCUUCCCCCGCCGUGGAGACUCAUCCUCAGGAUUCAGAUAUCACUGCGUCAGAGACUGAUCAAUUCUUCCCCCUUCGUAACGAUAUCUUCCCCUGUACUGCUUGCGGUGAGAUUUUCCCCAAAUCGCAACUCCUCGAACAGCAUCAAUCCAUCAAACACGCCGUAUCAGAGCUUGCCGAUUCGGAUUCCGGCAAGAAUAUCGUUCGGAUUAUUUUCGAAACCGGAUGGAGGAGUAGAGAAAAAAGCCCCAAAAUCCUUCGAAUCUUGAAAAUCCACAAUAGUCAGAAGAUUCUCUCCAGAUUUGAAGAGUAUAGAGAAUCGGUGAAGGCGAAAGCGGCCAGACACGGUGGCGUUAAGCGCCGGGAUGAGAGGUGCAUUGCGGACGGGAACGAGCUCUUAAGGUUUCACUGUUCGACGUUUUUAUGCGAUUUGGGACAAAAUGGAAACUCAAGUAUUUGCGGGCAGCAAUUUUGUAGUAUUUGUGGGAUAAUUAAAUCGGGAUUUUCACACAAGUUGGACGGAAUUUCGACGGUGGCGAGUAGCUGGAGGGCACACGUGGCGAUCCCAGAGGACAUCGAGGAGGAAUUCAAGUUUCUCAACGUGAAACGGGCGAUUUUGGUCUGUCGGGUUGUGGCGGGUCGGGUUGGGUGCGAUGCCGAUGAGCCGGAAAAAGACGGCGGAGGGUUUGAUUCCGUGGUCGGAAGGAGUGGGAGUGGGGCCCAGUCCACGUUGGAUGAAGAAGAGCUUUUGGUUUUUAAUCCCAGGGCUGUGCUCCCCUGCUUCGCCAUUGUAUACGAAAUCUGAGGAGCUGAUCCUUCCUUCGGUUGACGUUUGAUUGGUUGAUUGAUUAGUUUUUUUGCAUUUUUUCUUUUUUUAAUCUUGCUUUUCAUGUGAUUUGUAGUGGCGAAUGUUAAAAUAGGUACUUUUUGUUUUCUUUCUUUUUUUUUGGUUUCAUGAAAGUGUAUGUAAUUAUUAAUUUAUUAUUAUCAGUCUAAUUUCCCUACUGUUUGUUUCA
Messenger RNA from Cucumis melo (muskmelon), 1534 nucleotides. RefSeq lists its product as uncharacterized. The transcript has a single exon. NCBI's taxonomy places the organism in Eukaryota, Viridiplantae, Streptophyta, Magnoliopsida, Cucurbitales, Cucurbitaceae. The record is from RefSeq and is a predicted model, not a curated record. The coding region runs from base 166 to 1323 and encodes 385 amino acids.